Cyclopterus lumpus (lumpfish) is the source of this 4644-nucleotide messenger RNA. RefSeq names its product protein FAM53B-like. NCBI's taxonomy places the organism in Eukaryota, Metazoa, Chordata, Actinopteri, Perciformes, Cyclopteridae. Gene Ontology annotation, cellular component: nucleus. Gene Ontology annotation, biological process: protein import into nucleus; positive regulation of canonical Wnt signaling pathway. Bases 2516 to 3769 code for a protein of 417 amino acids. The transcript is spliced from 4 exons. The record is from RefSeq and is a predicted model, not a curated record.
CUUUUGUAUUUCACACAAAGCAAACCAGUUGUGGCACUCAAAGAGCUGCACAGUGUUUCAUGUGUCCGGCAUUAGUCAGCAAAAGGAAUCGGUGAUGUGAUUAUAUCCCAUCAGUGCAUGACAACAUGCCACAGAUGACACAUUUAGUCACGCCACUAAUUUGCACAAUGCAUGCAAACACGCCAUAAUGCUAAUGUCUUUAGUUGUCAUUAAUGUUACAGUGAAAUGAAAACUAAGCUACUUUCUACAGCCACAUGAGAAGUUUCAUGUGAAAUGUGAAAUGUGUUUGUGUUCACCACCGAGAGGUCUAGGAUCUGUUUAGCAUAGCUUAACACAAAGAUUGAAACCAGGAGGUAAAAGCUAGCCUUAAGGCGCUGAGUCCAAAGUAAAACAAUACGAAAGCAUUCUAACGACUCAAAGCCAUUUUUACUGCUUUUAUGUUAAGUAUUUAACAUGUGUUCAAGGAGUUGUCUUACACAAAGUAUGUUGCGCACUGUUGGGGAUGUAACGUUGGCAUCUCAGAAAUCUUAUCCAGUGGGGAUGUUAUCUAGGUUUAACAAUUUGUAUGUACAUUUGACGGUUUGUGAGCAAUUGGAAGGCAUUUCUUUUGUUUUUGAAAGAAAAGUCAGAAUAAUGUUUCUUAUUUAAAUGUUUGGGCUAACUGGGGUUCACCAUUUAGGUUAUCAUUUUUAGCAUGCGGGCCAAUAGGCCUGGUUUUGGAUCCGGGCUGCAAACUAUCCAUCCAGUCAUCCAUCCAUUAUCUUCCACAUAUCCCUGGCCAGAUGGCGGGGGCAGCAGGCUUAGCAGGGUAUCCAGACAUCCCUCUCCCCAGCAACGUUUUCCUGGGGGACCUCUAGGCGUUCCAAGGCCAGAAGAGAUUCCAUAAUCUCUCCAGUGUGUUCUGGCUCAACCCCAGAUGCCUCCACCACCUCACCAUACACCUUUUUUUGAUGCAAAAGAGCAGCGGCUCUACUCCGAGCUCCCUCCGGAUGUCUGAGCUCCUCCCCCUAUUUCUAAGGCUGAGCCCAGCCGCCCUGUGAAGGUUGCUCAUUUCGUCCGAUUGUAUCCACAAUCUCAUUAUUUCGAUCCCUACCCAAAGUUCAUGAGCAUAGGUGAGGGUCUGAACGGAGAUGGACUGUCAACUUGAGAGCUUUGCCUUUGCCAGCUCAGUUCCCUGCUCACCACAACGUUCCGGUACAACGUCCGCAUCACUGACACAAACCCCCCUGUCCAUCUCACGCCCCAUUUCACCCUCAAUUGUCCUCGAGACCCUGAGAUACUUGAACACCCUCGACCUCGACUGGAGCAGUGACUCACUCCCAACCUCCUGGGUGCAAUCCACCAUUUUGCGCCAGAGAACCAUGGCAUCAUACCCUGAGGCAGCGAUUCUCACCCUGCCAGCUUCACACUCGGCUGCAAACCAAUCCAGCGCUUGCUGGAGUUUACGUUUUGAUGGCACCGCCAGACUAUAUCGGUUAAUACACAGGACAAAUGGUUUUGGAUAUUUGACUGAAUGUUGACUUAAUAUUAACGUUCCCUCAUGAUGUACCCAUGUUGGGCCUGGAGUAGUUAACUAAUUGUUCCAUCUAAUAAUUUUCUGCAACACAAUGGCCUUUAAUUGUGGAGUCUCUGUCUUGUAGCUGAGAAAACAUGUUGUUGUGGUGGUAACCUCAAGAUGAGUCAGAGCAAUGCAUCAUGGCAUUUCCCUUUUGUCCGUUAUGCAGACAGCCACCACCCUGUUAUAAGAAGUGAACAGUGAGAGAGGAUAGGUGUCCAAUGAGAAGAUACAAAAGUGUGUAAAGACCAAACUGUUUUAAUACACCCCAAAUAACGUGUUCUUUAUAAAGAUACGCAUACAUUCUGAGUCACAUUUCUGUAAGUCUUUCAAGGAAGCAUUGUAUCCGGUUGAGGUUGAGUUACUUAACUGUUCUGUACUGUUUGGUAAAUUAAUUUGCAGCAUUGGAUAUGUUAAUCUGUAUAGCGUGCAUGCAAUGCAUUCUAUUUUAGUAAAAUCUACAGCAUUUCCCUUGUUCAAAUAUAGUGUAAAGGAUUUUCUGAAGUAAAAAUUGGAAGUACUCAACUAAAAUGAGAGCAGGCAGAAUGAAAAAAAACAUGUAAAAACAAUGCAAAAUGCAAAGAUAAGAAGGUGAUCCUCUCAAUCAUCACAUAUGACACACUGGAAGUAGAAGUCUCCAGAGACCUUGCCUUCUGCCUGUAUUUUCAUAUUUAAUCAACCUCUCUAAAAACACAGCACCCAGGUGGCAGAUCGUAAGUACACAACCAACAACAAUUAUAGACAAACUGCAAACAUAGCAAAGCAAGCUCCUAACUGCAGUCGGGGGCGUGUGCUUCUGGGGUCAUUGAGCUGGGGAGGAGGGGCCAAUUUUAGCACUAAAUCCUAUUCAUUGUGCCUUUUUGAAAGUGUAUAUAUACUUUUGUCACCACUGGACCGACAGGGAUGCAGAGAUUAAAUUGUUACUGAUUUUCUCAUUGGAUCGUGCAUAAGCACCACGCCAUGAGCAGAGGGACCACCAUCUUCUCCUGUGGAACUGUGGAGGCAGACAUGUGGCUGGACCUGGGGCAAAGCUGUGCCAUCCAGCAGAGAGCUCCCUGCCAGCCUGGUGCCAGUUUGGAGAGCCUGUGGGACGGGAUGCCCGUGCCGGGGAGCUGGCACUGGGCCAAGGAGCCAGGCAGCGCCACGGCAAUCACCAGUCUGAUAAGAGAUCUGAGCCUCGGCGACAGCGGCAUGACCGCCCCCAACUCCCCCACCACGUCCACCACUGCACACUACACCACUACAGCCACCAGCCAAGCUCCUACGGCACCCCCGAGCAAACGUCAGUGUCGCUCUCUGUCGUUCUCUGAUGAAUUCAGUGGGUUCCGCUCAUCGUGGAGGCCCCAAGGCUCCCGAGUGUGGACAACGGUGGAGAAACGAAGGUGCCACAGUGGAGGAAGUGUUCGUGGAGGAGCGGGUUUCUCCAGUGGUCAUCUUCCCACCAUGCAGCGCAGCUCCAGCUUCAGUUUGCCCUCGCGCUCCAGCAUACCAUCGGAUGGCGCCACGGAGCUGCCAUUCUUCAACCAGCGACUGCCUCUCCACCCUCAAUUCACUGCCUCUCCAGUCUCCCCUACCUGUCCUUCCUUACAUCAUCACCACUCCCGCCAUCACCACUUCCUCAGGCCCCUCUCCCUCUCCCAUGAGCAGAUCAGCCUUCCAGAACUUAAGAGAGAGGAGGCGUCGGAGGCCAGCUCUCCAGACUCCACCCCAGAAUUGGGGAGGCGAGCGGGCCUGAGAGCCAGGGCCACAGGGUGUCUGUCCCGGAGCAAGUCCCAGCCCUGCGUGCUGAAUGACAAAAAGAUUGGCAUGAAGCGCAGAAGACCAGAGGAUGCCCAGGAGCAGCGGCCCUCCUUGGACCUGGCAAAGAUGACUCAGAAACUUCAGACUUUUCAGAGCUUGAGCUGCCCCGGAUUCUCAGCCACCGACAGCUGCCAAUCGGGCCUGCCCCCGCCCACCUCCUACCAACCACAUUUGGACUUCACCGGUGGAUCCGAGUUGAUACUGGAGUCACGGCAGGAAGUGGCAGGAGAUGACGAGGAAGAGGAUUCUUCCUUUGAGGAGCUGGAUAGCGACUCGGCUUGUAGCGUGGACUCGCGGCCCGGCUCUCCUGAUGGCAUUGUGGGCCGCAAACACACCCUCUGGAAGGGUAGGAAACAGAGAGACAUUUUCCAGCUGGGGGGAGAGCUCGAUCUUGAUCAGAUUGAGAGAAACUGAACAUUUUAUCGGAGAUUCAAAAAAAGAGUGAGUCUGGGCUGUCGGAGAAAGUUAUUGGACAUUGCCGAUGUGCCGAGAGAUGGCUAUUAGGAAGGGCUGUGAGGGAAAGGGUCGAGGAGCGGACUUUGAAAGGGAAAGAACAGGAAAGUGAUGGAUGAUAAAGGACUAAGUAUGUUGUUAACGACUGUCUUUUUAAUGACACAUUUGCCUUGAACAUUCUUACUGUUUGAAUCAAGGAGCAGCGACCUUAGGUGGGUAUUUUAUUGGGUAUUCAGCUUAACUCAGGAGCAGGAAAGUGAGGGUUAGUCUUAAAAAAAACAACUCCCAGCCCCCACUGUCUUUUCAACCUGAUGACCUUUCCAAAGUCAGCUAACCUUAGGUUUGUAGUACUGUAGCAGUAGCUGGGCUCGCCUGUAUUUAGCUUGAGUUUUCUUUUCUUUUUCUCAGAAAGCGGGGGUCAGGUAAGAGGUGAAACAGGGAGGGGGGGGGGGGGAAACAACAUGAAGACUCUUACCCUUGACCUUCCUCUUUGUCUCUUGUGCACACAUGAAAAUCUGAUCUUUUUGCAUUUGAAUGUAGGCUCAAUAAGCUUUAUAAGGAGUUUUGAAAAUGACAGUGCCUUCUUUUGGAUGUUUGCUCUACUGGUUCUCUUGCCUCAAUCGAAGCCACCUUUUCUGACUUUUUUUUUUUUUGUAGUUUCUUAAUAUGCAAAUUGUAUAUUUGAAUUAAACACUGAAUCUCAAGUUUUCAGUUCUAAUAUCAAUCUAUAUUUUUCUAAGUAACUGUUUUUUAUGAGUUGUUUGUGAAGGAGGAAGAAUACGAGGCCUUUUCUCUAACCGAAUGGACAUGAAAUAAAUGUACAACCUGCACUUGUA